Molecule: messenger RNA, 1602 nt
Organism: Prosopis cineraria
Lineage: Eukaryota; Viridiplantae; Streptophyta; Magnoliopsida; Fabales; Fabaceae
Exons: 6
Coding region: 80-1408 (442 amino acids)
Cellular component (GO): nucleus
Source: RefSeq, a predicted model, not a curated record
AGCCUGAACUCCGUGGUUUCUCACUUUUCUCCUUUUCUCCUUCUUGAAUUUCAUUCACUACACUGUGGCGCUUAAAAAGAUGGAGACGGCUUCGAAGGCAUCGGAGGAGCCGGAAGUUGUGUUAGAAGCCCUGAGAACAAGAGGUUGGUGUUUCGGAGACCUGCAGCAAGUGAAGGCUACGAUCACCAUUCACUACGUUCUAGCCAUUGAUGCAACGAAGGUGGUUGAUUCUGUUGAGUCGGAGCUAUUGAAUUUGGACCUUCGAUUAAUCGGAGGCAAGUCCUUGCCCGACCCUUCUCGUCUUCGCAAGUCUUCUUAUCUUCAGGGCCCCAAAGUCCUACAGAUAUCUUCAGUAAGGGACAUUUCUAGUAGUACUGUGGAUGAAUUUUCAAGAAGCUCAGGUGAUCGGCGACUUCUUAGAUUAGGUCUCACAGAUGGGAACUCUGAUAUAACUGCCAUAGAAUAUUCUCACAUCCCACUUACGCCUGAUAAUGUUGUUCCUGGCACUAAGGUUCGUUUGGAAGAUAAAACUGUGAUUCGUGGUGGUAUAGUUUGUUUAAAUUCUGGAGUAUUGACCAUAUUAGGAGGUGUUGUUCAAUCGCUUUAUGACGAAUGGCAGAUGAACAAAAAAUAUUCAGGAUUCUCUCGAUCAUCUUUAAGGAAGGUAGAAGAAAGUGAAGCAGACAGACCUCCUCAAUUUGUGAAGCUGCAUGUUGGAUCUCCCUCAGGACCUGCAGGUUAUGGAGAUUCUAACUUUAGAACACUUAAGCCUAUUGCUGUGGCUGGCAAAACUGGGAUGGGGUCAACUGGUAGCCAGCAAUACCCUCGUCAGAAAUCAGAAAGCAUGGAUGUAAAUCAGAAAUCUAGAUUGCCUCCAGAAUCAGUUGAAGAUAAGCCUAGCAGUUCGGGGACUAGACCAAAAGAAGUCGUGGAAUCUGUUCCUAUUCAAAAUCAAGCAGCUGCCCAGAAAUUACUUCAGAAACUGAGUCAACCAAAUCAGGAGCGUCAGCCCCGCAAGGGUCGGAAACGUAGGGACAAGGAGAAGCGAGAAGAUACAACUGUUUUUACUCUUGAAGAAUAUGAAAAUAGAAAACAUCAGGCAAAGCAUCCUAUGACACAAGGGGAGAUUCCUGAUAACAGUCAUGAUGAAAAUCUUGCUUGGCAGCUUCAGAAUCAAUUAAACGUGAAGGAUGCUCAGGUACAGAGGGGUUAUCAUGAAGCUAAUGUGGAAGAUAUUAGAAUGAGUAUGUUCAAUUAUGAAAGAGAGGAUAGUAGCCAACACAUGGGAUAUGGAGGACGAGGAAGAGGGAGGGGAGGGGGAGGGGGAGGGGAAGGGGGAGGUGAAGAUCUGAUUAGCCAUGACUCUCUUCUCUUCUAUGUUUCAAUCACCUUCUUGACUGAUUCUUAACUUCUGUGCUUGCCUUUCUUUGGCCUUGCAAAGUACACAGAAUGAAAUGGAAUGUAAAAUAGAGUGGAAAGAAAUUGACGUCUUCAGAGAAAAAUGGUGACCAGAUUUUUCACCACUUCUCAAACAGGUGCGGAUAAAAUUUUGAAACAAUGCAAACUCAAGAGAAGUAGAAGGGCUAGCUCAUUUGCUUUUAA